Messenger RNA from Hypanus sabinus (Atlantic stingray), 4512 nucleotides. It is a transcript of the gene eda2r, whose product is annotated as ectodysplasin A2 receptor. The record is from RefSeq and is a predicted model, not a curated record. Gene Ontology annotation, molecular function: protein binding; signaling receptor activity. The transcript is spliced from 13 exons. Lineage: Eukaryota; Metazoa; Chordata; Chondrichthyes; Myliobatiformes; Dasyatidae. The coding region runs from base 408 to 1763 and encodes 451 amino acids. Gene Ontology annotation, cellular component: plasma membrane. Gene Ontology annotation, biological process: positive regulation of JNK cascade; positive regulation of canonical NF-kappaB signal transduction.
GGAAUAACAGAAAUCCAGGCUCCAAAGGUUGUCCGGUGCGUGGCGUGAAGGGGUCAAAUCUUACGGUUACUGUGUCCUGCAAGUUCCAAGCAGUUCCGUGCGUUGAACAAGUUGGGGCAUGUACCGAGGCACUAAGAGGGCAAAUCUCGCAGUUUAUCCCACUGGCUUCAGACGCCCCGGCCGCAUUAUACGUGCCGUGUUAGAUCUGCAGAUGUCAGUCUCUCUAAAAACGUGGGCCCAUGCACUGGGUAUAUGAUGUCAAAAAGCGGUGCAGGUUCAACUUAACAAAACUCUAGUGCGAUGCACGCAACACUCUUGGACAUUCCGGGACCUGGUUAUUCUGGGACGUGAUUACUUCACAGUAAUAUUUGGUUAGAAGUCCUGGCUAUCAGGAAGAAGAAUUGGAAAUGGGACUGUUGUGUGAGCUCCUCGUUUUCUUCAGUCUGCUACUCAAUGUCUUUGCCAGCUUGAAUACUUGCCAGGAGAAUGAGUACGUGGAUGUCGAUGGAAACUGCAAAUUGUGUAAGGAGUGUGGACCAGGACAAGAAGUGUCGAAGGACUGCGGUUUUGGAGUUGGGGCUGAUGCUCAGUGUGUGGCCUGCAGACCCAACAGGUACAAGGAAGGUUGGGGACGGCAGAAGUGCAAACGGUGUCUCUCUUGCUCCCUUGUGAAUCGAUUUCAGGAAGUGAAUUGCACAGUUUCUAGUAAUGCUGUGUGCGGGAAAUGCUUGCCUGGAUUCUACAGGAAAACCCGGCUUGGAGGAUUGCUGGACACAGAGUGCAUUCCCUGCAGUGACCCAGUCACUCCCGGUCAAUCCCAGUGUACCUCCAGAACAAAUGUGGUGAGGGUUCUGAGCUCUGCCUCUCCCCCAUAUGACACGGCCCUCGUCGCUGUGAUCUGCAGUGCCCUGACGACAGUCCUACUGGCUGCGCUACUUCUCUGUUUCAUCUACUGCCGACGGCUGAUUGCAGAAAAGCAGAGCAAUGGACUUCAGAGGCCCCCCGUGCAUGAGCGAGCCAGAAUGGAGUCUUUGUCUUCUGAGGGACAGUUGGGUAACACAAGCACUGAAGGAUUGGUGAAGUACUGUCAGAAUGCCAAUGCUGUGAAUAAUUUGCCACAAUCUCCCGGGCCAGCUGAUGUGGUUCAGCCUGAAGAUGCACCACUUACCUUGAGAUCAUGCUUCGUGACUUAUCUGUGUCCAUCGGGAUUUGAUGACCAGGACAGAAGCACCGUUACAUGUGCUACAUUCCCUAGCUCCUUUCCACACAGUUCUCCCGAAGGCCAACCUCUGGUCCAAGCAACCAGCUGCAGUGAUUGUCCAACCCCAAGAUCUUCAAAUGAUGGACUAGAUGGCACAUUCCUCCUGGAAUGCGAUGGAAGUGUUAGUAUUCUGCCUGUGGGCGAAGGCUACAGCACCACUCUGUUGCAUUGCGCCUCAAGGCACCAAAGCAGACUGCAGCACGUCCCGGUUGAGUGCACUGAGCUGGACCUACAGGAGUAUGUGGCGGAUGUGCAAGAUGAAUGCACUGUCGAGGCCCAAGAGACCGCAGCACACUACCGGCCCUCAAGGCCUAAUACAGCCUCCAGUAGCGUUACAGCCGAUCCUAGUGUAAAGGAGCCGUGGGUGUGGAAGCGUAGUGAGAGCAGAUCAGAGGAAUGCCACGGUGUUAGAAGUGGUAACGUUCAGCUUUACGGUCCAUCCACUGGGAAUAACUGGUGCCGAGGGUUUCCUGAAGUAAGCUGCCUAAUUGUAGAUGCCUGAUUUGAAAAACCCAUGAACCUACUCAAGCUGUUCCAGGUGUGUGCAUUUAGCUCCUGCGGAGAUUGUGGGAAGGUUGAGUACUCAAGAUGGAAUUUUCCGCAUUGAGCCUGAAGGGGAAGAGGCACUUAGAAAACAGGAAUCUCAUAGAAAGAUGGGGAAUGACAGGAAGGGGACUGAGCUCUUUAGCUAUUGUACUCGGACAUUGGUGCCGGAUCCCUUGAAGACCCUUCAGCCACUACAGUGAUGUGACAUUUGGAUCAUCUUAGCAACUCCAUCAGUGGAACAUAAUUAAUGGAUAUUGAUUGGACCAAUUAAUUUGUAGUUAUUUGGGAUGGGUUUAAGUUUUUCUGUAGAAUGGUGAGGUAAUGAAGCCUAAUAGAUUUGAGGACGGUGAUACAAAAUCUGGUUGCAAUCUCAAAAAGGGGCAUGAGGACCAUUUAGACAAUCCAAGUUUGUUACUGAGGAACAAUUCUUAUCUCUGCUAUUCCAGUGAUACUUUUCAGUAACGGGAUUACUUUCUGGAAGAUGUGGAACUUCAGUUCUCUACAUAUUGCUGGUAUUCAUUGCCAGUAGCCCAGUAAUACUACAUAAUAAAUACCUGUAAUAGCAGCAGCUGAGUAAGGGCUCAAGAAGCAAUCAGCAUGCCAUUAUUCCCACUAGCCUUAAGGUGAAAACGUAAGAUGAGUUAUCUUCUGGGGGAAAUUGGGAAAAACAUUACCCAUUAAAAAAAUGUCUGAAAUAUUUUGCAGGGCAUUCAGGAAAGAAAUGAACUCAAUACUGUGAUUUAACCCUGUGGAAUUUUAUAUUCUGUCAUCUACUAUAAGUUUCUUGCAUUUAACUGACUGUUUAUUUGUUUGUGUGCUGAUAUUCCAUUUUUGCAAAUUAUUUCAAUAACUUUGCACUAACAUUAAAGACUAAAAGCACUUAUCUGGAUAUUCAACUUUUUUGAACAAAACUAUAGUUAUUGAUGUUGAUGUAAGAUGUUUAAUGUUUAAUUUUUUUAUAAGCAAAGGAAGAGCGGACUCAGAACACAGACAGGAGGGAGAUCUUAUCAUUUAUCAAAGCAUCCAGUACCUAGUAUCAGGGCUCUGAAAGGUGUGAGAAGAGCUUGGGCCAAGUGGAGUACAUUUUUCAACCUCACUCAGGUCCUCAAGCAGCUGUCCUUCCACACUCAAAACAAAUAGGAUCCAGGUUCAUCUCCCAUUCUAUUACCUCCACUUUUGAACUUCUAGCCUUCCCAACCCACUAAACAAGUUGUUUUCUCCAUGUACCCAACUGUUGGAGUUGGUGUCUGUUUAUAUUUAAGCUUCUAGUUUAUUGCUCACUAAGUGCUUAUUCUACAAUUAAUAGCUUAAUAAUGUCCCCAACAUUAUUAAUUUGGUUAUGGAAUGGUAGUACUGUGCUUUUGGCCUGGUUAUCAAGAGAAUAAAUAAAACAAGUUGAAUCCUAGUUUGAUGACUGGGGCAUUUAAUUAAAUCAGCUUUUUUUAAAAAUAAAGUCAUAUUUUCUUUCUCAGAUCAGUGAUGGUGACUGUGAGGUAUCAAUGACUGGCUGUCUUUUCCAGCAAGUUUCUACAGAAAUACAGUGGAGGCAUUCUAACUGGUUGUGUCACUGUAUGGUAUGGAGGGGCUAUUGCACGGGAUUGGAAAAAGCUGCAGAGAGUUGUAAAUCAUAAACACGAGAAAUUCUGCAGACGCUGGAAAUCCAAAGUGACAUACACAAAUGCUGGAGGAACUCAGCAGAUCAGGCAACAUGUAUGGAAAUGAAUAAACAGUGGACGUUUCAGGCCAAGACCGGUCUUCAGGACUGGAAAGGAAGGAGGAUGCCAGAAUAAAAAGGUCGGGGGAAGAGGAAAGAGGAUAGCUAGAAGAUGAUAGGGUAAAGGGUUGGAGAGGAAGGAACCUGAUAGGAGAGGAGAGUGGGCCGAGAAAGAAGAGGAGGUGAGGACCUACAAGGAGGUGAUAGACAGGUGGGAAGAGGUAAGAGACCGGAGUCGGGAAUAGGAAGAAGAGGGGAAGGGUAGGAAAGUUGUUUUUUAUUGGAAGGAGAAAUCGAUGUUCAUGCCAUCAAGUUGGAGGCUACCUAGACAGAACAUAAGGUGUUGCUCCUCCAACCUGAGGGUGGCCUCAUCUUAGCAAAAGAGGAGGCAAUGGACCUACAUGGUGUAAAGGGAAUGGGAAUGGGAAUCAAAAUGUUUGGCCAUAAGGAAGGUCUGCUUUUGGCAGAUGGCGCUAAGGUGCUUGACAAAGCGGUCUCGUGAUUUAUGAUAGGUCUCUCCAUUGUGGGGGGGGGGUCACAUUGGGAGCACCAGAGAAAAUAAACAGCCCCAGUAGAUUCACAAGUGAAAUAUUGCCUCAUCUGGAUGGACUGUUUGGGGCCCUGAAUAGAGUUGAAGGAAGAGAUGUAUAGUGAGUCCCAUCAUGGGCACUAACCUCCCCAACACUGAGGACAUCUUCAAAAGGCGAUGUCCUCUUCACUCAGGAUAUACCGUCUUCUCAUUUCUAUUAUCAGGAGGUGGUACAGGAGCCUGAAGAAACAUGCUCUAUGUUUUAGGAACAACCUUUUCCUCUCUGUCAUCAGAUUUCUGAAUGGACAGUAAACUGACCCAUGAACACUACCUCAAUUAUUUUUUGCUUUUGUUUUGCACUGCUUAUUCAAUUUUUAAUGUAUGUAUGUGUAUAUAUACAUAUAUAUAAUUUCUUAUUGAAUUUAUACUUUUAUAUAUUGCACUGUACAUCUGUCACAAAUC